This is a messenger RNA of Mesocricetus auratus (golden hamster), 5202 nucleotides long. It is a transcript of the gene Ccdc40, whose product is annotated as coiled-coil domain containing 40. The coding region runs from base 607 to 4296 and encodes 1229 amino acids. The transcript is spliced from 20 exons. The record is from RefSeq and is a predicted model, not a curated record. Gene Ontology annotation, biological process: epithelial cilium movement involved in determination of left/right asymmetry; heart looping; axoneme assembly. Gene Ontology annotation, cellular component: cytoplasm; cilium. Lineage: Eukaryota; Metazoa; Chordata; Mammalia; Rodentia; Cricetidae.
UCCAUCCCCGGGGAGUCCCCGCGCGCCGGACGGCCCGACUCGGGGUUCCCUGCUGGCUGCAUCUGCUGGUCACGCUGCGUGCCGGGUACCCAAGACGCUACCCUGGAUGGGAGCUCUGCGCCCUCGGUCCUAGAGGCAGGACCUUCCAGUGCCCGGGUAUGCGCUCAUCCCCCUGCGUUCCUAUUUCUCUAAUUUGGGGUAAGAAGGAACGAUGCCCACCAUAGGACACUGGGCCUCCCUCCUCUGCCAACGACAACUCGAAAGGACCCCGUGGUCAAGGCUGGAGGUGGAAGAGCCAGAGCCAGGGGAGUUUUCCGGACCCAGCAUCCCCCACCCUGCAUGCCACCCUCGGAGCCCCCGACCAUCCUCGGGUUCGAAGGUGCUCAGUUGAAUGCACUUUAGCGCUGUCGUCACUCUACAAAACCCAGGUCCGGUCACGAAAGGCUCGGACACACGGCGAGGGACAAAACACACAUUCGUGCUUUACUGCGUAUGCAUGGUGUUUCUGUGAGAACUGCGGGACGCAGCCAGGCCCCGCCUCCUGCCGUCUUUGAGCGCGUGGUCCCGACUUCGCCGGAUGUUGAUGGCGUCGCCUAGCAACGAGAGAUGGCGGAGCCGGAGGAUCAGGCUGACGGCAGGUCACGCCUAGACGGUGAGCAAGCUUCUGCCGAAGAGGAAGAGGAGCAGCAGCAUGCUGAAGGCCAUGAGGUGUCACCACCAAUGGAAAACCAUGGCCAAGAAACUGAUGAGGGUGGAGAUGCCACCAAGGGUCCUGAAGAGGACAUUCGAGCAGAAAGUGAAGGCAGACUUGAAGGAGAGAUGGCGGAUGAUGAAAAAGGAAUGGCCAUCCCUGAAGGAGAAGAGGUGGAACCCGAUGGAGAGGCUCCCCAAGAAACAGAGGUGGAACCCGAUGGAGAGGCUCCCCAAGAAACAGAGGUUGAAUCCAUUGGAGAGGCUCCCCAAGAAACAGAAGAGAGAGCCACUGGAGAGGCCACACCACAGCUAGGCAUCGAACACAGUGAAGAGACUAUAUCAGAAAUGGACUUGGACGCCAUUGGAGAGGGCAUCCUGGAAAUCCGCCUGGGAUCCAUCAAAGACGCCGACGCCAUGCCAGAGAGAGGAGAGGCCAGCCCUCAAGGGGAAGGGGAACCCGCUGGAGAAGAUGUCCCAGGUGAGGAACCUUACCUUAAUGGGAAAGAAGCGUCCGAGGCGUUCACCUUCUCUGAGAAGGACAACUUCUCGGAAAGGGUCAGCUCCCCGGAGCUCGCCUACUCGGACAUCAGCCCCUGGGAGAUGAUUUCAGAUGAAGUCAGCGCCUCCUACCUGUAUGAAACAACCAGGCCGGACUCUGCUGACUUAUCCCAGCAAGACUUGGACAUGUACGAGCCGGUGGAAAACAGAGAAGACAGCCAGCUGAGAGCCCCAGAGGGCGCUUCUCGGAGAGUCUUUCCUAUGGGGGCGCGACAUCGCUUCAGGCUGAGCAUCAUGGGCAGUCUGGCGUCCUCGGACAUUAAUGACUUCCUCCCGGACACAGAAGGAAUUCCUGGGCCAGAAUCAGGGCACCCCAUUCCCGGCCCCCGGGAAGAAACCCAGAUGGAGUUUAUGGACCGCAUCCAGCCCCUCAGCCCUGAGGAAGAGGCCCUGGUCGGAAGAGCGGCAUCCGAAGGGAGUGACGAGGUGGACGAUGAGGGCGCCCAGCUGGUGGUGCUGGACCCAGACCACCCCCUGAUGAUCAGAUUCCAGGAGGCUCUGAAGAGCUACCUCAACCGGCAGAUGGACAAACUGAAGCUGGACAUCCAAGAGCUGGAUGUGGCCACCAAGCAAAGCCGGGCCCAGCGGCAGGAGCUGGGCGUGAACCUCUACGGGGUCCAGCAGCACCUGGCCCGCCUGCAGAUGCAGCUGGAGAAGAGUCACGACCGGCACUCUGUGGCUGCCUGCGAGAGGAGGCGGAAGGAGGAGGAGCUGCAGACCGUCCGGGCCCUCUACAACAAGACCUGCGCAACUGCCAACGAGGAACGAAAGAAGUUGGCGGCCAUGCAGACGGAGAUGGAGAACCUGGCCCUGCACGUCUUCUACAUGCAGAACAUAGACCAGGAUGUGCGCGAUGACAUCCUCCUGAUGAAGCAGGUGGUGAAGAAGGCUGAGAUGGAGAAGAUCCGCGCUGAGACAGAGAAGAAGAAGCAGGAUCUGUUCGUGGACCAGCUCACCGAGAGGGUCCACCAGUUGGAAGAAAACAUCUCGCUGUUUGAGGCUCAGUACCUGUCCCAGGCUGAGGAUACUCGGUUACUAAGGAAAGCAGUGAGCGAGGCCACCACAGAGAUCGACACCAUCGCGGUGGAGAAGAAGCGUAUCCUGCAGCAGUGGACCACCAGCCUCGUGGGCAUGAAGCACCGUAACGAGGCGUACAGGACGGUGCUGGAUGCUCUCAGGGAGUGUGAGCAUCAGGUCAAGUCCAUAGACGGUGAGAUCGAAGCCUAUAAAAAGUCCAUCAUGAAGGAGGAAGAGAAGAACGAGAAGCUGGCCAGCCUCCUGAACCGCUCAGAGACAGAAGCCAUGCUGGUGCAGAAAAUGACCACCCAGUGCUUAAGCAAGCAAGAGGCCCUGCAGAGCGAGUUCAACACCUACCAGCUCGCCCUGCAGGACACCGAAGAAAUGCUCAACAAGGGCUAUCUGGAACGCUCAGCGGUCACGAACGAACUCCAGGACACCCGCCAGGCUGUCCGUCAAGAGCAGGAGCUACGGCAAAAGAUGGAUGCCUCCAUCCUGGACAAGCUGCAGGAACAUGGGACCUCCAGCAAGAUGACCAAGUACUUCCAACAGCUCCUUCGGAAGCUGCAGAAGGAAAAUACCAACCUGGUGACACAUCUUUCAAAACUUGACGGCGACAUCGCUCAGGCCACCCUGGACAUCACCAACACCAGCUGCAAGGUAGACAUGCAUAAGAAGACUCUGGCGGAGAUGGACAAGGAGGUGAAGCGGCUCAACGACCUCAUCACCAACAGCGAGAGCGAGAUCGCCCGCCGCACCAUCCUCAUCGAGAGGAAGCAGAGCCUCAUCAACUUCUUCAACAAGCAGCUGGAGCAGAUGGUGUCCGUGCUGGGGGGGGAAGAAGUCGGUCCCCUGGAGCUGGAGAUCAAGAGGCUGUCCAAGCUGACAGAAGAGAACAACUUGGGCGUGGCAGAGGCGCAGGUGACCUGGCUGCGACUGCAGCAGGAACUGGUCCAGGUCACACACGAACGGGAGGAACAGCUGGUGUCCCUGGACCAACUCAAGAAGGAGAUGCACAUCAUGGAGCAAAAGAAGCUCCGCAUAGAGAACAAAAUUGAACAAGAGAAGAGAGAGCAAAAGGAGAUGAGCCGCCACAUGAAGGAGCUGGGCAACGACCUGACCAAGCUCAACACGCUGAUGGACAAGAGCCGGUGCAACUCGGAGCAGCUGCAGCAGAGCACCCUGCUGGUCGAGACGGAGUUUGUGCGCACACUGAAGGAUGCAGAGCGAGAGACUAUCCAAAUGCAGGAAAAGCUGACACAGCUCGGUGAGGAAAAGACCACCCUCCUCAACAGCCUGGUGGAGGCCGAACACCAGAUCAUGCUCUGGGAGAAAAAAAUCCAACUGGCGAAGGAGAUGCGCGCCGCGGUGGAUUCUGAGACCGGGCAGACAGAGAUCCACGCCAUGAAGGCCGAGAUCCACAGGAUGAAGGUCAAGCACGGGCAGCUGCUGAAGCAGCAGGAGAAGAUGAUCCACGACAUGGAGCUGGCUGUGGCCCGCAGGGAGACCAUUGCAAUCCAGGCCCAAGGGCAGAGCAAGACGGACAAGAAGAUUGUCACCAGGACAGACUUCCACUUCCAGCAGAAGGAGCUGCAGAAGAAGAUCAGGAACAUACAGAAGGCCACAGAAGAGUGCAACAAGACUAUCUCAGAACUAGAAGAAACUCAAAAACUCCUGGGCAGCUCCCUUCAGGAGAGACAACAGUCCCUGUCAGCUAUGCAGGGUGACAUAGACGUCCUGGAAGGAGAAAUCAACCAGCUCACAACUCUCAAACGGCAGAACCUUCUGGAGAUUGUGGCCCUGCAGAUGCGUGCCAAGAACCUGCAGGCCGCGGUCGACGGGAAGUAUGUGUUCCUAUACCGCAACAGCAAGACCCAGCUGCUGGAACGCAGGAAGCUGGACAUCCGGCUGGCCCAGCUCAACUCCAUCCUCUCCCAAGUACAGGAAGACUACCCCCAGUUCCAGGAAGUGCUACAAAAGAUUCAUCAGAAGAUCGCCAGCAAGCUGAAGUUCCCAGAGCCCUCCUAAACAGCACUCGGCCCACACGUGCCAAGGCUGCCCAGAAGGAGAGCCAGGGAAUUGCCACACACACACACACUCACACACACACACACACGCAUGCACACGCACACACAGGCACGCACGCGCACACACACACACACACACACACACACACACACACACACACACACUGUGUUCCGAAAAGUCACGCGUCCCCUAGAACGACACCCUGCUUAAGUAACACGACUACCCAGACCUGUAUGGGUCACAGCCGGCCUGCUGCUCACAGCAGCGUAAUGCAGCAUCCCUGAUCUGCUGUGGUGACCAUGCCAGCCUGCAGGGGCAUUGCCUGAGCAUUACCGGCCGCUCUCUUCUGUUGGCCUUACCCAUCCAGGUAAAGGUCAUUCUGUCUGCCGGCAGCUCCACCGUGCAUCCGAUACCCAUCACACUGACCCGGGACAGGCCCUGGGUUCUGUGGAGCGAGUAAUGGGCGUGAGGACCCCCCAAGGGAGCCAGGAACGAGGUAGACUGCUUCAGCCCAUCUGAACCCCACAAGCUACCUUCAUUCUGGUUCCCCACCCCCACCAGACAGAAAGCUCAGCCCUUCUCCAGCCCCCACCACCUCCCAGGAAGCAUUGAAAUAGAUUGAAACCCAAAGAUCAAAGCUAAGGACCCCAGGAUCCCCCCCUGGGGGAGCAAAUGUCUACGGAGGCAGUAACUGACCCUCUCACCUCUCUCUCUCUCUCUCUCUCUCUCUCUCUCUCUCUCUCUCUCUCUCUCUCUCUCUCUCUCUCUCCAUUCUACCUCCCCCGCCCUGGGUUUCUGAGCCACCAGUUGCCUUUUUGCUUCUUAUAAAUGUGAAAUAGAAAACCGUCCUAUGGAAUAAUUUCAGUUUUAAACUUUACAGCAGAGAAAUAAAAUUUACGAAAGCUG